AUGCUGAUGUCCCACAGAUCCGUGCAGUGGCUCGUGGUCACGCUGCUCGUCGUCUUCACAGCGGCACAGUGUGACCAGAGCGAGAGCCGCCGAGCUGUGAGCGAACACCAGCUGAUGCACGACCGUGGUCGAAACAUCCAGAGUCUGAAGAGGCUCAUCUGGCUGUCGAGCGCCAUGGAGGGGCUCCACACCGCCCAGACCCGCUCCGCCGCCCUCCGCCCAGAGAAGGUCCUGAACCUGGACCUGAACCCGGAGCUGGUCCCUGACGCUCCGGGCCCCCAGCCCGCCCGGGUGCAGAGCCUCCUGAGGGACUUCUUCAACAACCCCUACCUGACCCAGCUGUCCGACACAGAGGCCUAACGCCGCUCUGUCCACAGACACAUGAGAAAUAUCUAUUGUCUCCAUCAUUUGAACAAUGAAACACAUAAAGCACAACAAUACAUUUGUCUUUAGUGCCAAGACACACGUUU
Messenger RNA from Pleuronectes platessa (European plaice), 470 nucleotides. RefSeq names its product parathyroid hormone 4 (gene pth4). The transcript is spliced from 2 exons. Gene Ontology annotation, molecular function: peptide hormone receptor binding; hormone activity. Lineage: Eukaryota; Metazoa; Chordata; Actinopteri; Pleuronectiformes; Pleuronectidae. The record is from RefSeq and is a predicted model, not a curated record. Gene Ontology annotation, cellular component: extracellular region. Gene Ontology annotation, biological process: bone mineralization; osteoblast development; regulation of chondrocyte differentiation. The coding region runs from base 1 to 360 and encodes 119 amino acids.